AUUCUGCUAAAUAAAGCAAGGUCCACGCUUACUUUGAAUAACUUCAGAAUUCUUGUGAAUAAACUUUGACGUUCGAGUUUCUUAUGGCAAUAUAAAUACUUACCCUCAGAUCGGAAACAUGCGAUGUUUGGAGCAUGAAAUGCCUAUAAACCAUCGCACUAAACGAAACGCACUUAAACUUUCAGGAUCAUUUAAUGAUACGAUAAUGACCCGAUGAUUGAAAUUUCGUCAUAUGCUUUCCGUCAUAUAUUUGACAACUGCAUUUACCUUGUUGUUGAUCUGUCAUAAUUAUCAUUGAUGAUGAUCAAUAGAAUAAGUAGUUCCGUUUUUUACCACCCAAUCGUAAUAUUAUUGCGUACUUAUAUUUUGUGGCGCCACUUGUGCAUAUAUCAUCGUAGCACUAGAGGAAAAGAUGAGUCUCUCGGCUCACUCAGCUGUUCUUUGUUUACCGACUGGCCAGCCUCUGUUUACCUCUCAUAUAUGAAGUACUUACAUUUCGUUUGUUUUAUUCGUCCUGCAGAAUCAGCUACCCCUAUUCGAACUUAUUAUUAUUCCCUUCAACCGAUUUAAUUUACCAGAUUUCAUAGCGGCUAAUUGUGUGCAGGAUCGAUGGAUUCUAACCUUACAGAGCUUCCGUCAAGCUCUAACUCGUCUUUCUUAUGCUCGUCUCUUUAUCAAUAUUGCUGGAUCAAGCGUUGUUGACAUCGUUUUCAUAUAGUAUUAUUAUAUUCUUUAAUUCAUCAUUGUCAACAUGUCGAAGCACUGGGGCAGAGACUAUGUGGUCACGGAGCAUCGAGAUCUGCAGGCCAAUACCAUGGCUGUGGAUGUUACGGGUAACCACGUUCUCCUAGCUGGGAGGCGAUAUUUAGCAAUAAAACACCUUGACGAGGAACCCCUUAGAAAGUUUCAUCGACAAAGUAAAUAUGAAGUAGGCUCUGCAGAAUGGAAUCCUAAUCUAGCAAACUGUCACUUGUGUGCCAUAUCUAGCAAUACUAGAGUUGAAAUAUUGAGUUUUAUGGGAAACAAUGGCUAUGAAUUGCAACCCACUCAUAGUUUACGGGCCCACACACGUGUAGUGAGUGAUUUAAACUGGCAUCCUAAAGAUCCUGAUAUAUUAGCUACAUGCAGCAUUGAUACUUACAUUCAUAUUUGGGAUAUUAGAGAUCAACGAAAGCCAAGUUUAUCUCUUUCAGCAGUUGCUGGAGCAUCUCAAGUGCGAUGGAAUGUUUUAUCCCCAAACAUGCUUGCAACUGCCCAUGAUGGUGAUAUCAAAAUUUGGGAUCAACGAAAAGGAAACAGCCCAGUUCAAUACAUUGCUGCCCAUUUGACAAAAAUUCAUGGACUAGAUUGGUGUCCUUUUCAACAAAAUCAAUUAGCUACGUCAAGCCAAGAUUGCACAGUCAAAAUUUUUGAUACCAAUAAUCCGCGCAGAGCUGAAAGUAUCUUGACAACUAAUUCUCCAGUGUGGAGAGCCAGAUAUACGCCUUUUGGAGAAGGACUAGUGACAAUUGUUGUACCUCAAUUACGAAGAGGAGAAAAUAGCCUUUUAUUGUGGAACACUUCUAAUUUAUCAGCACCUAUUUAUACAUUUGAUGGACAUACGGAUGUUGUACUCGAAUUUCAGUGGCGACAACCGAGAUCGGAAAAAAAUGAUUUCGAGCUUAUCACAUGGUCCAAAGAUCAAUGUUUGAGAAUAUUUAAAAUUCCGCCUUUAUUGAAAAAGUUGUGUGGUCAUGAUAUGGACGAUGGAAAUUGCGUUUAUACUCAAUAUUCAGAAGACAGCAACAUGAGAAUUUUGCAAUCUGUGCAAGCCCUUCAGCUACAUGAAUCUAAUAAUGAACAACAAUUAACUUAUCCUCCAACAAAUAUGGAUACAACAGUCUCAAAUCAAGAAGAUGAAGUUUCCAAACUUGAAAAAGAAGCACCAUCACCAACUCAGCCAAAAACUUUACAGCAAGAAUUUUCACUCAUCAACAUGAAUAUACCAAAUAUCGAAGUAAAUGCAAUGGACGCAACGGAGCGAACUUGUACAGUGACUGCUUCAAAUAAAAAUUACAAUGUAGUGUUAAAAGUGAAUUUUCCAGGAAAUUACCCUUAUAGUGCUCAACCUACGUUUCAAUUUUGUCCUGGAACUAAUAUAGACAAUGCGAUAAUGACGAAGUUACUUAAAGUACUAAAGCAAACUGCUCAACAAAGAGUUAGGAAAAAUAGAUCAUGUUUGGAACCUUGCUUAAGGCAGUUGAUUACAACAUUAGAUCAGACCUGUAUAAAAGAUGAAAGUGAAAAAAAUCAUUUAGGAUAUCACAUGCAGCAUACUGAAAACUUUUUAAAUUCGAAUAAAAUCUGCUCAAAUUAUCAAGACGCAUAUAUUCCCUUUCCUCGGACAUCAGGAGCAAAAUUCUGCAGCGUAGGUAUACUGGUAUGCUUUGGACGAUCAUCGUACGCGCGACGAACUUCAGUGAAACCUGAUGGCGCAACACCUCGUGCUUUAUCUGCACUGGGAUCUAGUGUUAAUAAUAAUGGCGGACAUUUUAUGCAAAUUUAUCCUCAUUCUUAUGUACCACCUGACAACAUUACCAUAAGUUCUUUUUACUUUGAGGAACGUAUAACAAGAAAAAAUGCUCACACCUUUAACAGAAGUCACGGGAAGCCGGGUUUCAAAAAUUACCAUUCUUUAGUAACCAUAUACGAUGCGUCAUCCCUUUUUUUCGUCAACAAAGAGUUGGCUGAAAAAUACGUAAUCAACACAACUGAUAUAUCUGCCAUGUGCCAGGCCAACGCAAAUAUAGCAGCAAGUUUGGAGAGACCUGAUCUUGUACAGGCUUGGUGCUUAGCUGCUUUAGUCAUUUCACAACCUCUCACAAAUGCUCAAAAUGCUCAAGGGACUUAUCAAAGUCCAGAUACAGAUGCACCCUGGUCUCUACAUCCUUUUGGACAGAAUUUGAUUCAUUCUUUAAUACAACACUAUGCAAAUCAAUCCGACAUACAAAUGGCGGGUAUGUUAAGUUGUGCCUUUAGCUGUAGAUCAGAAAAUUCCGAUAUGUUGCAGAGUCGUUUUAUCAGCAAAUCAGUGAAUGUCAGCAAGCUUUUCACUGGCAAGUGGUGGUUGAAGCCUGGUGGAUCACCUUAUCAUACAAUUCAUCCAGCAGAUACUAGUCUUGAAGGGUGGAACUUUCCUAAUUUAAAACAAAAUAGAUCAAAUUCUUGGUCAGAGUCAUUAGAUGGUCUUCAAAUUCAGGAUACAUUCAGUGAAUAUGGGCGUAAUAUAAGGCUAUUGGAUGAAAAGAAUACAGCAUUAUAUGAUGCUUAUAAAAAAGCGUAUGCCGAAGUCUUACAUAGAUGGCGACUUUUAGAUGCAAGAGCACAAGUAUUAAAACAUGUUAGUACUACUUCGUUCGAUACACACAAGAGCAUUGAAUUCCAGAGUGAAUGUUUGACCUGUAAUAAAUCAAGUAAAGGACCACAAUGCUCACUUUGUAAACGACUGACUUUUCAAUGCGUUGUGUGUCACAUAUCUGUUAGAGGACCUAGCAAUUUUUGUAUAGUGUGUGGACAUGGCGGUCACACUUAUCAUUUAGCAUCAUGGUUCAAAAAUGAGACUGUAUGUCCAACUGGCUGUGGCUGUUAUUGCCUUCAAGAGAAUAUGUUACUUUUAAAAAUGUAAAUAAAAUGUAAAUUCUUAUUUCUUAUUUAAUCAAACUGUAAAAUACUAGAUUUAAAUAAAAACUAUGUAAAUAUAUUAUAUUAAUAAUAAUAAAAAAAAAA
This is a messenger RNA of Nasonia vitripennis (jewel wasp), 3765 nucleotides long. RefSeq names its product GATOR complex protein WDR59 (gene Wdr59). The transcript has 20 exons. The record is from RefSeq and is a predicted model, not a curated record. Lineage: Eukaryota; Metazoa; Arthropoda; Insecta; Hymenoptera; Pteromalidae. Bases 752 to 3664 code for a protein of 970 amino acids. Gene Ontology annotation, molecular function: protein binding.